CAAUUUUUCCUUGUAACUCGAAUGAGUUGGACUGGUUGGAGUUGAAGCAAGUUGGAGAUUUGGAAUCAUAAGCACAUGUGAGCUUGACCGAGUCAGUCAAAAAUAUUAUUCUCCAUUCUCUCCAAUAUAUACUGUUUUACAGCAUUGCUGAAAAAAAUUAUCAUAAUGUCUAUCAAGGAAUUUGUUAAGGAAGCAAUUGCAGCAGAGACUGUUGUUAUUUUUUCAAAAAGCUAUUGUCCAUUUAGUCAGAUGGCUAAAGAGGUUUUUGAGAAAUUAAAUCACACUUACAAGGUAGUCGAGCUUGAUGGAAGCGAGGUUUAUAGUGGUGAAAUUCAAGAUGUACUUGCUCAAAUGACUGGUGCAAGAUCUCUUCCAAGAGUAUUUAUCAAGGGUGAAUGUAUUGGAGGUGGUACUGAUUGUGAGGCAAUGUUUAUUAGUGGUGAAUUGCCAAGAAAAUUGCAUCACAUCAUGUUCAAUAUACCAUUUACCAGCCCAGACAAACGAAUCAUCACGAUAAAUACCAAGGAUUACGUUGAAAAAAUUAUUGCAAGAAAUACUGUUGCUAUUUUUUCAAAAAGCUAUUGUCCAUACUGCAAAAUGGCUAAACAGAUUUUUGAUCAAUUGAAUCAGCCUUACAAGGUAAUUGAGCUAGAUGAGAGAAAAGAUGGUUAUGAAAUUCUGGAUUAUCUUGGAGAAAUGACUGGUGUAAAAUCUGUUCCGAGAGUAUUCAUCAAGGGUGCAUGUAUUGGAGGUGGUUCUGAUUGCAAAACAUUGCUUGAAAAUGGUGAAUUGCAAAAGAAAUUGUGAUUAUUCAUUUGUUUUGUCUCCAAGAAAUUAAUUUAAA
Aphidius gifuensis is the source of this 844-nucleotide messenger RNA. RefSeq lists its product as uncharacterized. The record is from RefSeq and is a predicted model, not a curated record. Gene Ontology annotation, biological process: cellular response to oxidative stress. Gene Ontology annotation, molecular function: glutathione disulfide oxidoreductase activity. Gene Ontology annotation, cellular component: cytoplasm. The transcript is spliced from 6 exons. The coding region runs from base 166 to 807 and encodes 213 amino acids. Lineage: Eukaryota; Metazoa; Arthropoda; Insecta; Hymenoptera; Braconidae.